Molecule: messenger RNA, 3702 nt
Organism: Closterium sp. Yama58-4
Lineage: Eukaryota; Viridiplantae; Streptophyta; Zygnematophyceae; Desmidiales; Closteriaceae
Source: the annotation of a GenBank genome assembly
AUGGAGGAGGAGAACGAAACUAGCAAAACGACAAACAGCUCGGGCGGCAGUACAGGGCUGGCGUGGGCGGAGGAUCGGCGGAGGGUGGUCGCGGCGGCGGUGGAUUGUCUGGGGUAUGUGAUUGCAGCGAGGGUAGCGGGUUGCGGCGACCCCAAGAACGCGUGGACACCUGACGUGUCGGCGGGUUUUAAGGCGGUGUUGGAUCACUCUGUAGCGAGUCAGCCUAAGGUGCGCAGUGUGGCGCAAUCCGCGCUGCUGAAGCUUCUCAGCACCUUCCGCGCCUCUCCCGCCGCCCUCUCCGCCGCCUCCACAGCACUCGUCGAUUUCGCCGACUCCCUCAUCGUCCGAGCGCUCGCCCCUUCCAAGCAGCUCGAACAGCCACACAACCUAGCGAGCGGGCACGAGGAGGUGGCAUUCGCCACGGCGGAUUGCCUCAAGGCUUUAAUCUCCACGUGCCUUGACGACUCUGCUGUCGCCGCCUCUGCUGCUAUUGUGCUGCAGCGCCACGCGCAGGAGGCCGCAGGGGCGGAAGCAGGGGGAGCAGGGGGGGCAGGGGGAGGGGGCGGGAGGGGGAAGGCGCCAGUGGAGCGGGUGUGUGUGGCAGUGGAGCGGGCGCUAGGGUACCAGUUCCGUGCGUCGUGGGACCUCUCUCUGCUGCUCGUUGCCACUCUCUUUGACCGCAUCGGUCCGUCCUCGCACCUGUUCCUCGCGCCAACCCUCGCCACUCUUGCCGACCUGCACGACCUACCAGACGCAGAGAUGGCUCACCGCAAGCACCUGCACGCUGCCCUCGGUGCUGCUGUUGCCGCUAUGGGCCCCAGCCGCUUCCUCUCCAUCCUGCCCCUCGGCCUCGACCCCGAACCUGCUCCCGCACCUGCUGCAGCAGCAGGAGCUGGAGGAGUGGGAGGAGUGGGAGGAGGAGCAGCAGCGGCGGCGGCGGCCGCGGCGGCCAAUCCCGCGGCGCCACGUGUGUGGCUGCUGCCAAUCCUGCGCCGCCACACAGCGGGCGAGUCGCUCUCCUUCUUCCUCACCACGCUCCUCCCCCUCUCCCACCGCCUCCUCCUCGCUGCCCAGCAGGCCCGCUCCCCCCAGGUCGACCGGCCAAUCGCGGCCAAGCAGCUGGCGGCGCUGCGGGCCGCGGUGUGGUCGCUGCUGCCAGCUGUCGCCAGCCUGUCACCCGACACUGCGCAGGUGUUUCCGCACUUGGCAAAGCACCUGGCAGAAGCAGUGGCAGCAGGAGGGAAGGGGGACGAGGGCGACGGAGUUCGGUCUGCAGUGUGUGUCACCCUGCAGCUUAUGGUGGAUCAGAACCGCAUAGCCAUGGGUCGCGCGCCCCUCUCCAAGCGCCUCACCGCCUUUGAUGGCCUCUCAGGCGCGCCCACUUCUGCCCUUGCUGCCGCCAUCACCCACGCUUCUGCUGCUGCUGAUGCUGAUGCUGGUGGCGGUUCACUCACCGCACCAGCAGAAGCAGGAGCAGAAGCGGAAGCAGCGUUCCGAGCAGCACUAGAGGACGACGACGACACCACCGACGCCGAGCGCCGCGCGUGGCGCCGCCUCACCGCUGACGUGGCGGCCGCCAACCUGGCGGCCAUGUCAGCGUCAGCGCGGCCCUUCCUCCCAAUGCUGUUUGACGCGUUCGUGGCGGCCCCAUCAGCCAAGAGGGGCGAGCUGCAGAGCGCCAUCGGUGCCCUCGCUGCUGUGGCUGACCCGGCGGUGCUACGGCUGUUCUUCACGAAUAUCAUGAGCAAGCUGCUCUCUGCUACCAACGCUGCUGCUGCUGCCUCUGGUGGUGCUGCUGGUGCUGGCACUGGUGUGGCAACAGCAGCAGGAGGAGGGGAUGCGAGCAAGGAAGCUGGAGAGAAGAGGGCCAUGCUCAUGGAUCUCUCGCUCUCGCUGCUGCCUGGCUUGGACGUGGAGUGCUGCCGUGCGCUCUACAACGCAACGAGGCCCGCCAUCCACGACAAGUCAGCUGCCGUGCAGAAGAAGGCGUACAAGCUGCUCGCAUCGCUGCUUGAGACCCACCCAGAGCUGCUGAGCCAGCAAGCAGAGGGCGCAGUAGGAGGAGCAGCAGCAGGAGCAGCAGCAGGAGGGGCAACAGGAGAGGGCGUGUCAGCAAGGGCAGUGUUGGAGGAGCUGGUGAAGGGAGUGGGUGGGGUGCACUCGCCGUGCCGCCACUACCGCAUCAAGAGCCUGUCAGCCGUGCUGCUGCAUCUGGCCAGGACAGAUGUCUCGGCGUUUUAUGACGCAGUUGCUGCCACGCUCACUGAGAUUGUGCUGUCCGUGAAAGAGGUGAACCGCAAGGCACGGGACGCAGCAUACCAGCUCAUCAUAGCACUGGCCCAGGAGAUGCAGCGACUGGCAGACGAGCAGCAUGAGAGGCGCUUCUUGGCGGGCGGUGGGGUGAUGUACGGCGGCUUCAGUGGCGAUCAGUCCAUGGACGGCGCUGCUUCUGCUGAUGAUGAUGCCGAUUCUCCCUUCAUGAAGUUCUUCACCGCGGUCAUGGCAGGGUUGGCCAGCGCCACCCCGCAUGGGCAGAGUGCAGCCGUCAUGGCCCUGGCGCGCCUCAUCUUCCACUUCUCCUCCUCGCUCCUCCACCUCGUGCCCUCGCUGCUCCCGUCGCUGCUCCUCCUCUUCCGCUCGCCGCACCGCGACGUGCUCAAGGCGUGUCUGGGCCUGGUGAAGGUGCUAUCUGUGCGCCUGGAAGCUGCUGACCUGGAGGCGCAUCUGCCAGCCAUCAUGACUGCGCUGCUCUCCACCAAUGAGAUUGUCGCAACCAGGUUCAAGGCUAAGGUGCGCAAGAUAGUGCAGCGGCUGGUGAGGCGGUGCGGCCAUGCCACGGUGGCAGCAGUGGUGCCGGAGGAGCACCAGCGCCUGCUCACUCACAUCCGCAAGGAGGUGGCGCGAGCAGCCAAGGCCAAGGAGAAGAAGCGCGGAGCAGCAGGGGCGAAGGGCUCGCAGGCAGGAGACGGGGAGGAGGGCGGUGAUGGGCGGUCGACCCUGUCUGGCAGGAGCAGGGCCCGAACGAGUGACUGGAGCCACUCCAACCUGUUUUCAGACACGUCAGCGGACGGCGAUUUCAGCGAUGACGAGGAUUACAGCGAUGCUGACGAGGACGAGCGCAGUGUGUUCGGCGGCAAAUCACGCGCCGCCAAGUCAGCUUCCCGCCAAGACGGGUCGAAGAAGUCUGCGUGGUCGAAUGCGCUCUCAUCCAGGGCGGGCAAGAAGGCGCAGCAGCACGGCAGGCCGCAGCUGCACGAGCGGAUAACGGAGACAGGUGGCGACACGCCAUUGGACCUGCUUGAUCUCGCAGGCACGCGCCGGGCCCUCUCUGCCCCGCUGCUCAAAUCCUCUGGUGCAGCCGGUGGUGCUGCUGGUGGUUCAAAGCGGCGUCGUGAUGGUGGUGGAGAGGGGGAGGGGGAUGGGGAGGAUUCAGGCUUCGAGUAUACAGAGGAUGGGAAAAUUGUUGUUCCGGACGAGAGCGAGGAGGGUGGAAGUGGCAAGGGGAGGAAAGGAGGAGGCAAGAAGGGUGUGGGCGCCGGGGAGGAUGACGGAGAGGGGAAUCUGGACUAUGGGGUUAUGGAGGAUGAUGACGUGGCGAUGGGCGAUGCCAGCCUGGCAUCUGCGAGGGCUGCUGAGCUGGCGUUUGGCCGGCGGGGGAUGAAUAUGCCGCAGGCAGCGGGCGACGUGCGGGUGGCGAUGUGA